CCCGACCCUCAUAGCUUUUGACACUAAAACUUCAUAACUACUAUCAAUCAAGUCAUCAACCAACAAUUCGAUACAGAGCUAAGAUGGAGACUCAAACUAUCGAGUUCACUGUUGAGCAACUCCUCGACUUACAUAGAUAUUGGAUUACAGAACUCUUUAUCAUGGACAAAAAGUCCGAGGAGGAAAUUGUCAAUUUGCUUCAUCAUCAUAAGAUAAACGUCACUUCGCACACACUUCACUCUUAUCUCUCAAAUUGGAAUUUACUCACUCCACGAAAGCGAUGAUGAUUACUCUAUCAUAUCUGCAAUCAGCUCGCAACCAGUACUCGAGAGUUGCAAACAAUAGCACCCCCCUCCUCUUUCCAACAUAGGACCAACUGCAACUAUCUCAAAUUAUGCCACCAUGCUCAACACAACCACUACUGCACUGACAUUCGAGAAUUCUUACCCCAUCCCCCUCAUUCCAUCAAAGCCAGUCUUGGAAGGUUUAGGUGCCAUUCCUAAUACUCAACAUGCAUCGGAUUCUACUCGCUCGAUCUUCAAGACUAUCCAUCAUUGAGAAAUCUUCGAUUCGGAAAGCCCAAGAGAGCUACGGAAGAUGGUGGAAGAGAAUCGGAAAUAUCCGCUUGAGAGUUCUAUAGCUUUAAGAGAAUUCUAUACGUGCUGUGAAUGGGGGAUUGGAUAAAAGUGCUUUGUUUCGUUUUGAUUCGUUAUUUUUAUUUGAUUUAUUUGGGACUAUAUAAAAAUGGGUUACGGUAAUGGGCCACGGAGUUUUCUUUCAUUCGCUGUUUCAUCUGCGAUUGUUUUACAUGUUAUGGCUGGCGACGGGCGAUUGGCGAUUAGCGAUUGCGAUGUGUUAAUGACUGCAAAAGGCUGGACGAUUAGGAUACGAGGGAUAUAAAUGGCUCGUAGAUGCUAUGGCGCUGACAGGAGUACUGCAGUUUGGAGUUUCUUUACAUGGGUUAUCUUGACAGAUCUGGCCAGGUAUAUGUUGAUCUGAGGGUUCUCUUCCACGCGCGUCGAAAUUAUAUAGAUUGAUAUCACUACAUUUCUUUCCCGCGCUGUAGCAUAGUAUACGAUUUUUUUUCUUUCUUUUGCUAUACGAUAGAUAGCCUGCGCAAUAUCAAAUGGGAUCGCAUCAGAUCAGCACCUUGAAAACC
Messenger RNA from Botrytis sinoallii, 1159 nucleotides. RefSeq lists its product as uncharacterized. The transcript has 3 exons. The coding region runs from base 84 to 284 and encodes 66 amino acids. The record is from RefSeq and is a predicted model, not a curated record. NCBI's taxonomy places the organism in Eukaryota, Fungi, Ascomycota, Leotiomycetes, Helotiales, Sclerotiniaceae.